Molecule: messenger RNA, 4346 nt
Organism: Cladocopium goreaui
Lineage: Eukaryota; Dinophyceae; Suessiales; Symbiodiniaceae
Source: the annotation of a GenBank genome assembly
AUGUCCUGGUACAGCAAGCCAGCAUCGCGGUGGUGGGAGGAGAGCUCUGAAAAGAAAUGGCACGAUAGGGAGAGCUCUCGAUCUUUGGCAAAGGCCUGGAACUCAGAAGGCCAUGAGACAUGGAAUGGACAGUCGAGAGGAAAAGAUGACUGGAAAGCCCUGGGAGAAUGGGCGCAGUCCAAGACCAAGACAAAGGGUGACUUCCGAGCAUCACCAGGAGAUUGGUCAGGAAAGGUGAAGGAUUGGAAAAGCGAAAAAAUCGAAAAGCUCCAACGCCACCAGUGGGUGGCCAAGAGCGACAAGCAGCUUGAAAGUGACAAACCUCCAUCAAUGGAUCCGGCGGUGGCACUGGAGGGUGCACUCGCAGAUGUGGAGGAGCUCCUUGGUGAAAGGUUAGAUUCCACUCGAGAAUUGCUGGAGGACAGUCACCGAAGUGCGAUGGAAGCAGUGCGACUUGCGACCCUCGCCCUUGAGCUUUUGACCAGAAAGGCCGUUGAUUGCAAGAACGAAGAGGAUCUGAACAAUGUGAUGCGGGCGAAGCAAUCCGUACGUGAACUGCUAAUGUGGCGCAACUUUGGUUUGAAGACGUGGCUUCACAACAAGCCAGAUCCAAUGAACUUUCAAAGAUAUGAUGCAGAGGUCCAGAACGAGUUGAGGCAAACUUUUACAAAGAUUGAGCAAAACCUCUUGCAGGAGCUGGUCGCAGGAGAUUCUUGGUCAAAGCUAGCAAGGAAGCUGAGGUUUUGCGUUGGGAACCAAGACUUUUCAAGGGAAAUGCGAACUUUGCUCACUCGCAUCAUCAGUAGCUGCGAGCUGGCGCAGCGGGCCAGGCACAGGAAGAGUACGAAUGAGGCGCCAAUGUCUGAGGCAGACCAGGCACUCUUUGAGGAGAUGGCAGCAGAUGCUGCCUUUGGGAAAGAGGUGAUUCGCGCAGUGCGAAAUGACCAAUUUCGGCAUCAGGAAGUUAUUUAUCCCUACGCUGAAGCUAGAGAUCCAGCAUGGAUGCAGCAGAUGUUGGGUUGGCACGUUCCACAUGUUCCACCAGCCAAUGUGCAAUGUGGUCAGCUUUCUCAACCUUUGCCGGUGCAAGCCCAGAGGGUGAUGUCCCAGGUUCAGAGGAUGCCAUGGGCUGAGCCAUGGGCUGAGUGGAAGAAUUUCUCAUCCAGUGCUGGGCACGCACUGUUCGCACUUGCUCUGUUGUCCUGCCUCGUCCUGCCAUGCAACUUGGCUCAGACCAAAGCCUUGCCAGCAUCUGGACUGAUGGAUCAAGCUGCACAUGAGGGAGGUGAUGAGAGAGCUGCGAGAGCUCCACACCUCACGACAUGUGCUGAGCCGGUUGACUACGAGGUGGUGAUUCCGACAUACCGUCGCUGGCGAUCAACACAGGAGGUAACAAAAAAGAAACGCUUCAAAGACUCCAAUCAGCCCUUCAUUGUGGAUCAUACUUUAGGUUUCUUGUCCAGGGAAGGUGUGCCCAAGGAGCGGGUUACACUGUUCGUGGCGAAUGAGGAGGAAAUGAAUGAGUACCGCAAAGCGCUUGAGGACUCUGACUGGACAGAUGUACGGAUUCAAGUUUCAGUUCCUGGUGUGCGGGAUAGCCGCAAUUUUAUCUAUAAAUUCUUUCCAGCCGACACUUAUGUGGUCAGCUUGGACGAUGACAUGGAAGGCAUCACGUGGAAAGUUCGGGAAGGUGGCGCUUCAUCAUGUUGUGUUGAUCUGCCUGCAGGAAGUUUCAUCAAGAUCAUUUACGAUGCGUACCAGCGCAUGAAGGAGACAGGUGCCUUUCUUUGGGGCUUAAGCACAUCUCAGAAUCCGCGUUUUCUUGUCUUGGACGAUGUCUCGACCCGAAAUGGUCUGGUGAAUGGAUAUUUGCAUGGCUUCAUCUGCCGACCAGAUGCAGUGCACAACCUUCUGCGGCGUCUUCCAGACUCUGUUGAGGAUGCCGAGUUUUCAGUGAGGCACUUUGCAAAGGACAAAGUGGUGCUGCGUUACAGAAUGUAUGCAGGUGUGACAUCUCCGUACACCAACAGCGGUGGACUCCAGAGCAAGUUUCACGCUGAGACUGGCAGCAUUCGCAAGUCGGAGGAGUGGUGUGGUGCACAGCAACUGCAUGAACUCUUUCCCACUUUGAUCGCAGCCCCCAGUGAUAGCCAGACAUGUCGGCAAUAUGCAACGGAGGUUCGCUUCAUCAGUCAAACUGGGCUGGGCAUCAAAGCGCGAAGGUUGGCAGUACGACGGCUUCAAGGACUUUGUCGAUUUAUGCUUCCGCAGUUGAAGGGAAAGGGGAAGGAAAAGAGAAAGAAGAAAACUGCUUUGGCAGCAUUGGCACGACUGAAGGCUUUCGCCAUCAGGAAAAAGUCAAAGACAGAGAUGCCAUCAAAAAACGCCAAGAAUUCAACAAACAGGACAACAAACGGAGAGGCAGGAAAAGCCCCUCAAGCUGAGCGGCCUCUGUCCUUGCUCGGGGAAGACCUCAUUCGAUUCAUGCCCAAUCCCAAAAAGAAAGGGACCGAUGCCCAUCGCCGAUAUUCCAAAUACUGCCGUGCAAGGAAGGUAAAGGAUCUUGCUGGGCUUGGCUGCAAGAACAUAGAUCUUCGCUAUGAUCUGAAAUCUGGGUACCUUAAAGUUGUUGAACUGGACACCCGCCCUGCCAGCAAUGAGUGCGUGGUGGAAGAUGAAGUCCCUUCCAUCCCAAUGCCAGCCAAUCCUGGCAGGGCACGUUCAGUUCAAGUCCGGCUAGCUGAGGCGACUGGGAAACAUCCAGGCCUCUAUCUCAGCAAGGAGUUGCUACUUCCUCUGCUGCAGCGCUGCCCUGCACUGCAAGGAAGCUGGUCACUUUGUGCGGCCAAAGCAGGGCCACUGGCAAAGGUUUCACUGCCCUGCUUCCGGAUCCUCAUGCAUUGGACAAAGACCAGCCGCUUGGUCUUUGCCCACAGUCGUGCAGCUGAGCUGCACAUGGCUCUGCAGAACCUUGGUGCCAAGCGCACAGCAGAACGACUUCGUGAGUGGAUGAGCAAGCAGGAGUUGAAGUUCAAUUUGAUGUCCUUUGAUGGUCCGCCGGCAGAAGAAUUUCCGCCUCUUGACCCAGGAAAGGCUGAGUCAAGGCCGAAACCUAGUCGGAAGAGACCUCGCUCCGCAAUGCGCCGUGGGAAGCACUGCGAAACAAAAUCCACAAAGUGUGUAGAGGCAACUGCGGCAACGGGCACAGCUCGUCUCAUCUUUGCCAAAGCGCAAAAUGUGCAAAGUCUGGCAGACAGACAAAGUGAAUUGAAAGCUACAGAUGCUUCGAACACGUCGAACACUUCGAACGGACUGGUGGCUGUCAGCAAAGAGGCCAAAGUUAUUGAUUCUUCACUGCCUAAUUUUGGUGGGAAGGAAAGCCUUGCAGCUUUACCACCAGCUGAAGCAGCUGUCUCCACAGAUGGGGAGCCAAAGGAGCAAGACCGAGAUGGUCAGGAAGAUUCCAACUCAAGGCUACAGAGUCCAAGUGCUGAAUCCAAUGAAGCCGCAGAGCCUACAAAGUCCAAGAAACAGAAGUGUGGGACUCAUGGGACUUCCAUCUUAAGCCUACUUACUUCUGGAUCGAAAGCUCAGGAUCAAAGCUCAGCUACAGCUCCGACCUCACAGUCAUUCGAGGGUAUGGAAGCUACUCCUUCUGGGAAAAUAUGUGAUGAGCCUUGCGAUACCCACAGUGAUGUGCCUAUGAACAGCGGUGAAUCCAGACUGGAGGGACGCAUGCCAGCGACACCAAUGCAGAAUGGUGAUUCAAAUCCAAGUGAUCAAGAGACAAAACCAGAGAGGACAAAGAUCCAGCCUAGUGGGCACGUUAUGCUUGUCCUUGGAAACCAGCAGCAUCGUCAGAAGAGCUUGCGAUCCAUGUUUGCUGGCCGUGGAGGCUGAGGUCAGAUGCUGUCGGAUGUACAGAUUUAUCGGAUUUAUCGGUUGAACAUAGUUGAACCAAAACUAAGGUGAGACAUAGUUGAACCAAAACAUAGAUGCUGUCGUGAAUGCCAUGGAGUUUUUAAAGAGGCAUUCCAUUUUGGGUGUGGGGUUGGAAGACGAGGGGUGUCUUCUGACAAGCCCCGGCUUGUCAAGGGGCCCAGGAUAAAAAAGCUGUGGCGUGGACAAAGGACCUUGCACAUCCCAUGUCGGUGUAGCGAGUCUUGCAUAUAGAAUUCUGCUCAUUUCAAACCUCCAUUUCUGAGCUGCAAGUGUAACUUUGCACCAUGACACUUCAUGAGUUUUCAGUGAUUUCUUGCAUGCAAUGGCUCAUCAUAAUAUUUCUCAAGCCAUCAUUCCCAUUAACUGCUAAUACCCUAAUAUCUUGAUUCUGGGCAGUGACAUCC